This is a messenger RNA of Homarus americanus (American lobster), 708 nucleotides long. RefSeq names its product protein IQ-DOMAIN 14-like. NCBI's taxonomy places the organism in Eukaryota, Metazoa, Arthropoda, Malacostraca, Decapoda, Nephropidae. The record is from RefSeq and is a predicted model, not a curated record. The transcript has 3 exons. The coding region runs from base 1 to 708 and encodes 235 amino acids.
AUGACAGGUGCUGGGUGUGAGGUUGCCAGGUGUGACGGGUACCAGAGAGCUGCAACUAAUAAGACUCCCACGCCGAACUUGAGAGCUGCAACUCAUAAGACUCUCAGUAAAAACCCACCAAACUUGAGAGCUGCAACUCAUAAGGCUCUCAGUAAAAACCCACCAAACUUGAGAGCUCCAACUAAUAAGACUCCCACACCGAACUUGAGAGCUGCAACUAAUAAAACUCUCAGUAAAAACCCACCAAACUUGAGAGCUGCAACUCAUAAGGCUCUCAGUAAAAACCCACUAAACUUGAGAGCUCCAACUAAUAAGACUCCCACACCGAACUUGAGAGCUGCAACUAAUAAGACUCCCUCACCGAACUUGAGAGCUGCAACUAAUAAGACUCUCAGUAAAAACCCACCAACCUUGAGAGCUCCAACUAAUAAGACUCUCACACCGAACUUGAGAGCUGCAACUAAUAAGACUCUCAACUCCCACACCGAACUUGAGAGCUCUCCAACUAAUAAGACUCCGCCGAACUUGAGACCUCCAACUAAUAAGACUCCCACGCCGAACUUGAGAGCUCCAACUAAUAAGACUCCCACGCCGAACUUGAGAGCUGCAACUAAUAAGACUCUCACGCCGAACUUGAGAGCUCCAACUAAUAAGUCUCCCACACCGAACUUGACAGCUGCAACUAAUAAGACUCCCACACCGAACUAG